UUUUACAUAAAGCAAAUUAACACAGUCAGUUUAUCGUUCCAUAGAUAAAGAAAAAGAAUAAAAAUACUGUUUUUGUGUAGCGUGUGAUAAAAACGUUUAGUAUAUUCCAGUAUUUGUGCUAAUUAGUAGUAACGAUUCAUUAAAGAAAAUGAAUUUGCGUAAUUUAUUUAGUGGUAUUAAUAAGGUGAAAUGUUUCCAAAGAAGACAAAUAUCUCAAUAUUAUCCCAUAGAUGAACAUAUUUUUGGAUUAUCGGAUGAACAGAUCCAAUUAAGAGACACUAUUUUCAAUUUUGCACAAAAGGAAUUGGCCCCGAUCGCUAAUGAAAUAGACAAAAAAAAUAAUUUCGAGAAUGUACGAGAAUUCUUCAAAAAGUUAGGCAGCUUGGGGACUUUAGGUAUUACAGUGAAUCCAGAGUAUGGUGGUACUGGAGGAAGUUAUACAGAUCACGUUAUUAUUAUGGAAGAAUUAAGCAGAGCAUCUGGAUCGAUAGGCUUAUCUUAUGGCGCACAUUCUAACUUGUGUGUCAAUCAAAUUCACAGAAAUGGUAGUGAAUAUUUAAAGAAAAAAUAUCUUCCAAAAUUAUGUAGUGGGGAAAAUAUUGGUGCAUUAGCAAUGUCAGAGCCAGGAUCUGGAUCUGAUGUAGUAUCUAUGAAGUUGAAAGCAGAAAAAAGAGGAGAUCAUUAUAUUUUGAAUGGUAACAAAUUUUGGAUAACUAAUGGUCCGGAUGCAGAUGUUCUUGUAGUUUAUGCCAAAACAGAUUCGCAUUCUAAAAAACCCCAACAUAGUAUAUCAGCGUUUGUAAUUGAAAAAGGAUUCCAAGGAUUUAAAACGGGUCAAAAAUUAGACAAACUUGGCAUGAGAGGUUCAAAUACUGCAGAAUUGAUUUUCGAAGAUUGCAUAGUUCCCAAAGAAAACCUGUUAGGGACAGAAAAUAAAGGAGUAUAUGUACUUAUGAGUGGUCUAGAUUUAGAAAGACUAGUAUUGGCAGCUGGCCCAGUAGGAAUCAUGCAAGCUUCUUGUGAUGUAGCUUUUUCAUAUGCCCAUGUUAGAAAACAAUUCAAUACACGAAUUGGUGAAUUCCCAUUAUUACAAGGAAAAUUGGCAGAUAUGUAUACCACAUUAAGUGCAUGUAGAAGUUAUUUAUACAGUGUUGCUAGAUCUUGUGAUAAGCAAAAAAUUAAUAGAAAAGAUUGUGCAGGUGUUAUAUUGUACUGUGCUGAAAAAUCUGUGAAAAUUGCAUUAGAUGCUAUACAAAUUUUGGGAGGAAAUGGUUAUAUUAAUGAUUAUCCCACUGGACGAUAUCUAAGAGACGCCAAAUUAUAUGAGAUUGGAGCUGGAACCUCGGAAAUUAGAAGACUUGUGAUAGGCAGGGCUAUUAACUCUGAAUAUUCUUGAAAGUAUUACUUAUAUUGGUGGAAACAUGGUCCAUUAUCAAUUAUAUUUUCAAGAUGAAUGGUACAAUAAAGUGAUUGGAUAUGUGACUUAAAGAAUUUUCUAAAUAUAUAUACUUAUGUCAAAAA
Messenger RNA from Diorhabda carinulata, 1521 nucleotides. Its product is annotated as isovaleryl-CoA dehydrogenase, mitochondrial. Gene Ontology annotation, molecular function: flavin adenine dinucleotide binding; 3-methylbutanoyl-CoA dehydrogenase activity. The transcript has a single exon. NCBI's taxonomy places the organism in Eukaryota, Metazoa, Arthropoda, Insecta, Coleoptera, Chrysomelidae. Gene Ontology annotation, cellular component: mitochondrion. Gene Ontology annotation, biological process: L-leucine catabolic process. The record is from RefSeq and is a predicted model, not a curated record. The coding region runs from base 149 to 1396 and encodes 415 amino acids.